GGCAGGGAGGGUUAUCACAACAGCAACGCCAACCGAAGAUGAAUCCUCUUUUCAGCCCAGCGCUUCACCAGCAAAGACACCAGUUUGUCAUCAAUUUUGUCAAGAUGAAGAAACCAAAAAUGGUGGCCGACUUGGGCUGCAACGAUUGCAAACUCCUGAAGCAGCUGAAGUUUCAUCGUGAGAUCGAGCUGCUGGUUGGAGUGGACAUCAACGGUGACGUAAUCAAGAAAAAGAUGCGUGGAUUAGCUCCUUUAUCGGCCAACUAUCUACAGCCUACUUGUGAUCAGCUGUGCGUUGAGCUUUACCAAGGCUCAGUGAUGCAGAGGGAUGCUCGACUGAGAGGAUUUCACCUGGUUACCUGCAUUGAGCUCAUAGAACAUCUGACUCUUACGGACUUAGAUCACUUCACGGCAGUGGUUUUUGGAUACAUGACUCCAUUGAGUGUUAUCAUCAGCACCCCAAACUCUGAAUACAACGCCCUUCUGCCUGGACUGUCGGGCUUCAGGCACAGAGACCACAAGUUUGAGUGGAACAGAGCAGAGUUCAGAUCCUGGGCCCUGAAAGUGUGUUUGAAGUACAGCUAUAAGGUGGAGUUCACUGGUGUUGGAGAAGCGCCACUGGGGAUGCAGGACAGCGUGGGUUUCUGCUCCCAGAUCGGUGUCUUCUACCGACUGGAAGGCUGCACCGGCUGUAAUGUGUUGCCCUGCAGUGAUGAAGAGGAUGUUUCUCCUUACACUUUGCUGUAUUCUGUAAAGUACCCCAGCCUGCGUGACAACAACACUUUGCGCCGAGUCCUGGUGAGUGAGGUGUUAUACUGGGCAGAACAACUGAAGAACAGGUGGAUGGAGGAGAAGAGCAGUGACAGAAACUAUAACUCUACCUUUAGUCUGACUGAGGAAAGGGCGGAGGGAUUCAACCCAACACAUGCGGCCAUAGAGGGAUGGCUGGCAGCAUGUGCAGAAGGCAUGGAUGGUCCAGUGGGCUGUUGUGGGACAGGUGACGUGGAUAAGUGUGAAGAAAUGCUCUGGAGAAACGGCUCAAAACUGGAGUCUGGUACAGGAAGUGGAUAUAUUUCCAUCCCUCUGGCUGUGCUGUGGUCCUGCUGCCCUAAAGUCAGUGAGCUGGGCGGAAGCCUGAGGAAUCUUAGACAUCUGCUGAUGGAUGAGCCUCACGUGAACAUGAGUCAGGAUGGUGCUGCGGUACUCGUAAAAUAUCAAGAACAAGAUGAAGAGGACGACGAUGCUUACCUGGAGGACGGCGAGUAUUCAGAGGCCAGCUGGUGCUCUCACGGUGUUGAGCCAGAGGAAGACUGGGAGACAGUUUGAUAAACAGGAUGUGGUUUUUUCAGUUCAUAGAUAAAAUAUUGGAAUCUACCCACGGAUUUAUGUGUAAGAAACUUUUCUGUAGGACAGCAGUACUUCCUGUUCAGCCUGUGAACUUCAAAUUAAGAGUCAUUUUGUUUUGGAUCAUUUCUAAAGAUAAACCUGUAAAAGGAACCGAUUUGGUCUUUAAAAUAAGGUACUGAGUAAAGGUGGAAUAAAAAUAAACCUUUAAAUGUGCAAA
Molecule: messenger RNA, 1563 nt
Organism: Nothobranchius furzeri (turquoise killifish)
Lineage: Eukaryota; Metazoa; Chordata; Actinopteri; Cyprinodontiformes; Nothobranchiidae
Gene: henmt1
Product: HEN methyltransferase 1
Biological process (GO): RNA methylation; piRNA processing; siRNA processing
Cellular component (GO): cytoplasm; nucleus
Molecular function (GO): O-methyltransferase activity; RNA methyltransferase activity
Source: RefSeq, a predicted model, not a curated record